AUGUCCAAUUUGCCAGUAGUGGCGGCGCUGGACGGUGCUGGCACCGACGCCCAGCUUGCCGUGAGCAGCAACGAAUACCGCAAACGCCCCAGAUUCCACGAGAAUGAUUCGCAGAGCAGGUUGACAGCUAAUCUAUCGUCCACCGCGUGCGGCCGGUGCCGGUUCCGCAAGGUACGGCACGACGAUUUUUCAACCGUAUUGUACCGGUUGGAUGAGAUUGAUCAGACCCUCGGGACGCUGUCCAAUCAAUUUGCCGAGCACUCUUUUUGGCUGGCACCAUUUAACUUGCCUCGUCAACAUGUUGAUGAACGUCAGGACUCCUCAAAUAUCUCCACCAGCCUCCACCAGAGUUCAGCGCCCGCAAAUGUAGUAUUACCCAGCUCGCAUCAGGAGUUGGGCCAAGCGAGGUUGGAGAUUCUCACCGAGAGAGUUGAGUUGGAGCAUGGCGGGGAGCGGACAUACAAAUAUCCAGCAUCAAUGACAUUGCUCAAGCCGAUAUUAAGAAGGCUAGCCGAUGUCUGCCGAGUAUCAGAUGCUGACACUAACAGGGAUGGAGCAGGUGAUUCUGCAUCCGCCUCAGCACGGGCAAUAAUGCUUCGCAAGCUUGAAAGCUUUCCCUUUAAGGGCAAAUGUCUCCAACCUGUUGUCUCCAGCGACGGACAGCCUGUCGUGGCGCCGCCGCAGUUGAUUGCACGUCUUUUUAUCGAUGGUUUCCUACGAAAUAUCAACUCGCGGAUCCCGAUAUUUGACGCAAAUAGUCUCCAGGACGCAGUCGAUACCUAUUAUUCCGGCGUAUUGCACGCCCCGCCAACAUCGUCAUCGACGUCGCCCUCGGCAUCACUGUCGGCGAGUGAGCAUGCGACUGACAGCACCUGGGCCAUCAUAUUCACCAACAUCGUUCUGCUGGAACUGGGCCUGGAAACGCACGUCACCCGUUGGCAGGACAGUGUGGCUGGCUCGUCCUUAAUUAAAACAAAUUUGCUCACAGAAGAUCUCAUUUCCUCACUACUUCGCAACUGUGAACGUGCCCUUGCCGAUCUUACUUCUUAUACGCUUCCGAGUCUCCUCCAUGUUCAAGCUCUGUUGACGUUGGCUCUGGUAGCGCAGGAAUUCUACGGUGAUAACAUCUUUGAGAAAGUAUUACGGACAGCGUGUGGCGUGAGUCGCAUGCUAGGACUGCAUUUAUCCGAGUCCUAUGGCAAGAUGUCGGGCGAGAGCCCUAGGGAACGGGAGCGCAUCUUUCGAGUCCUGUACGGCUUGGACAAGCAGCGUGUCUUUCUGACCGGUGACCCCUGCGAUCUUUACCAUUUUGACUCGGAUCUGGAAUUAUGGAAAAGCUCGAGAAGAGAACCCGACGAGGUUGAACCUCCAAGUCGAAAAUUAAUCGCGGCAUUCGAUAAUAUGAUGAUGAUCUGGGAGGAGAUGUACUUGAAACUUUACUCUGCCCGGGCAAUCGCAGCAGGAGAAACAUAUUCAUCAAGUCAAGUUGCAGGCCUCGUGCAACUCUUAGGAAAAUGGCAUGAACAUUAUCACAGUGUCAUGGAGGCCGUUGGGUCUGAUCGCCCAUUCGCAGAGGAGCUUGUGAGAUCACGCACACGACAUCAAGAAGUUGAUGACUGGGCAUCUAUCCAGUUUGAGCUGAGAUACUGCUACCAUCUCACACACGUUCUAGUUCUCCGCUAUGAACGAAGUGAGCAUGAGCGAGCCCAGGUAGAAAUGCGCAACCAUGCGCGCAUCUGCCUACGACUGAUUGUGGAGAUGGGAAACAUGGGCGAUGGUACUCUGCCAACGCCGAGCAGACUCGCCAAAGUGCGACUGGCUUCCCUGCGCCGCGUCUUGGGAACCUAUCCCAUAGUUGCCUUCUUAGAUCUUCUUAGCUUCCGCCUUGAUGAGCUUAUCACAAGCCGCUCCUCACCUAGCCGUGACUCGAUCCAUGCCGAGUCCCAAGAUGUCGAGGCUGAUGUCGGCCUAAUUCAUGCUGUGAUCCGCAUUUUACAGGGCCUGCAAUUCCCCGACCGUCCAACCACCUACCUCCACAGACUCCAGCUGGGACUAGCAUGGGUUUCAGAUGCUCUUGACGAGAUGCGAAAAGCUUGGCUGAUAGGAGCACAGGCUGGAGAGCUGUCGGCCAGCGCCCCAAGCAGUUCAGUAGUGGGUCAAACGCCAGUGCCUACGGACGGCAGCGCCAGUAUUAUCACCAGCAGUGUACUGGACUCAAGCUCGGAGCAUCUGCUAUCUGCGCAACGGCAGCAGAAACAGCAGCAACAACAAUGGAUGCGUUCGGGAUUUUCAAGGGAGACAAUGGACUUGGAUGUAAGCUUUUCUUCUUGGCAGCCACAAGUGCCGGUGGUCUCCGGUUCUACACUGAGCCCAUUGGAGCUCGGUGGCGGGGGCUUUGGCAUGACGUAUAACCCCACAGAGAACUGGUCUGCCGCCCUGUCUCUUGACAGCACGGAAGAGGGGAGUGGCGGGGAACACACGUUACAGAGAAUGACAGCCUUGACAGGAGGAUGCGGGUUUUAG
Molecule: messenger RNA, 2523 nt
Organism: Talaromyces atroroseus
Lineage: Eukaryota; Fungi; Ascomycota; Eurotiomycetes; Eurotiales; Trichocomaceae
Exons: 3
Coding region: 1-2523 (840 amino acids)
Biological process (GO): DNA-templated transcription
Molecular function (GO): DNA binding; zinc ion binding
Source: RefSeq, a predicted model, not a curated record